AGAUCACCUCUAUCAUAUGAUUGUCGACAUCCGAUUAUUUUGGGAAAAGGAUCACAUCUAGCUGCUCUUCUAGUCAGAAGGUCUCACGAAGAGGUGAAGCAUUUUGGAGUAAACACAGUACUCUGUAACCUGAGGCAGCGGUAUUGGCCAAUAAGAGGAAGGGAACAAGUGAAGAAGAUCUUAUCGAGCUGUGUCCUAUGCAAGAAAUGGCGUGGUAAUCCUGGUGUUCAAUUCAUGGCUGAUCUUCCUGCAUCGAGAGUUGACUUCCCAAACCCACCAUUUACCUUGACGGGCGUUGAUUAUUUUGGGCCUAUAACCACCAAAGCUGGCUUUAGAGGAGGUCGACGAGAAAAGAGAUAUGGAGUCGUGUUUACAUGUCUACAAACACGCGCUGUUCACCUUGAAGUUGCCCAAUCCCUAUCAACUGAUGAUUUCUUGAAGGUUUUUUCUCGAUUUGUCGCCAGAAGAUCGAAACCGAAAAGGAUGUUUUCAGACCAGGGGACCAAUUUCGUUGGAGCAGAGAGAGAAAUGCGCCAGUUAGUAAAAGAAUUAUGCAAUGAUGUCGUUCUAAAGGCGAAGCUACAACAAGAAGGCUUGGAUUGGAAUUUCAAUCCUCCUUUUGCUCCUCACAUGGGAGGAGCCUGGGAAGCCAUGGUAAAACUGGCAAAACGUGCGAUAACAGCUACAACAAACGGAGCUCAACUCACAGAUGAUGAACUUUCCACCGUUGCAGCUGAAUGCGAAGCCAUGUUGAAUAAUCGUCCGUUGACGUAUGUAGGAAGUGAUCCAGAUGACGUAGAGCCUCUGACCCCCGCGCAUUUCCUAGCUGCAGGACAGUUAAUGCCAUUGCUGCCGAGCGAAAUCCAAGUUGAUGAAGUCUCACCAAAACGGCGUUGGCUAUUUCUACAGUCCAUCAUGUUAAAGAUUUGGAAAAGGUGGCAGAAAGAAUAUCUGCCUUGCCUUCAACGACGGCCAAAAUGGAAUCAAACAGUACGAAAUUUGGAACCUGGUGACUUGGUGUUAAUAUUGGACCCAAAUCAGCCAAGAGGACGGUGGCUAAGGGGCAAAAUUGAAGAAACAUUUCCAGACGACCGAAACGUUGUGCGAUCAGCCAAAGUCUUAACUCAGAAUGGAGUAUUACACAGACCUGUGACUAAACUUAUACUCUUAUUAAGAGAACAUUAA
Molecule: messenger RNA, 1185 nt
Organism: Paramuricea clavata
Lineage: Eukaryota; Metazoa; Cnidaria; Anthozoa; Malacalcyonacea; Plexauridae
Source: the annotation of a GenBank genome assembly